ACAUUUGAUGACUGUUGGUGGCCAACAACGGAAGCGGAAACCUCGUGCUCGCUCAUCCUAGCACGCUUGCAAACGGCACCUGCAAAUUUUCAGGUUAACGUUCGCGCGAGUGAAUUUGUACACGCGUAUAACAAGCGCAACGUUCUUGUAAAUUUUUAUCCGAGUGCGCGAAUGUAAAAACCUGCACGAUUAGUAAUCAUGGCAGUGCGCUUACAAUUCGAGAACAAUAACGAGAUUGGCGUCUUCUCAAAGUUAACGAAUUCUUAUUGCUUGGUCGCGAUCGGCGGCUCCGAAAACUUUUACAGCGUAUUUGAAGCAGAAUUAGGAGAUACAAUUCCUGUUGUUCACGCAUCAGUGGCAGGAUGUCGUAUUAUAGGCCGAUUGUGCGUAGGAAACAAAAAUGGACUGUUAGUACCAAAUACAACAACGGAUAUAGAAUUGCAACAUAUACGGAAUUCCUUACCGGAUGAAGUAAAAGUACAGAGAGUGGAGGAGAGGCUCUCCGCUCUCGGUAAUGUUAUAGCGUGUAACGAUUACGUCGCUUUAAUUCAUCCAGAUCUGGACAAGGAAACUGAAGAAAUUUUAGCGGACACCCUCAACGUCGAGGUAUUUAGGCAAACUGUUGCGAGCAACGUUCUCGUUGGAUCAUACUCUAUCUUGUCCAACCAGGGUGGUUUGGUACACCCGAACAUGGCCAUACAGGAACAAGAUGAACUAUCUUCUCUCCUACAAGUGCCGCUCGCGACUGGAACAGUUAAUAGAGGUAGCAACGUGAUCGCUGCUGGUAUGGUCGUGAACGAUUGGGUCGCUUUCUGCGGCAUGGACACGACCUCAACGGAAAUCGCUCGUAUCGAGAGUGUUUUCAGACUUAACGAAGUUAACCCGAGUGCUAUAACGUCGAGCAUGCGUGCGUCUUUAAUAGACGACAUGGAAGUCGAGAAAUACUGAAGAAGAUGUAACGUGCGAUCGCAUUCAACAAUUUUCCGUGUAACAAUUCUAAUUGUUUAAGUAUGUUAAAGGAGUAAAAUAAGGAAUAAGAGUAAUCACACGCACUUUUCCAGAAGUAACAGUAUCGAUUGAUCGAAACCUUACUGUUACUUCUUACGGAAAGCGUGUGUGAUCACCCCAAGACUUUCCCCAAAGUCGCAGAAACCUCUUACUGGACUCUAUAAAGCAUGUACAUACACAUAAAACUUGAUAUUUAUGGCUUCUCACAUCUGCACAAGAUCCUUUCCACGACGUAUCUAAAGCAAAUAUCCUUACCUAGAUGUAUGUACCUAAAUGUUAAAUGUAUUAAAAGACUAUUAAAAUUUGUAUAUGUAAAAUA
Ooceraea biroi (clonal raider ant) is the source of this 1327-nucleotide messenger RNA. It is a transcript of the gene eIF6, whose product is annotated as eukaryotic translation initiation factor 6. Gene Ontology annotation, biological process: cytosolic ribosome assembly. NCBI's taxonomy places the organism in Eukaryota, Metazoa, Arthropoda, Insecta, Hymenoptera, Formicidae. Gene Ontology annotation, molecular function: ribosome binding. The record is from RefSeq and is a predicted model, not a curated record.